This is a messenger RNA of Drosophila subpulchrella, 1065 nucleotides long. RefSeq names its product grpE protein homolog, mitochondrial (gene Roe1). Gene Ontology annotation, biological process: protein folding; protein import into mitochondrial matrix. Gene Ontology annotation, molecular function: protein homodimerization activity; adenyl-nucleotide exchange factor activity; protein-folding chaperone binding. The record is from RefSeq and is a predicted model, not a curated record. Gene Ontology annotation, cellular component: PAM complex, Tim23 associated import motor. The transcript has 3 exons. Bases 90 to 749 code for a protein of 219 amino acids. NCBI's taxonomy places the organism in Eukaryota, Metazoa, Arthropoda, Insecta, Diptera, Drosophilidae.
AUAAGCAUCGAUUGUGGUUCCAGCUCUACAGCCGACGAUUUAACGUCAAAAGCGAAUAAGUUUAAUAAACGUAAAAAAAGCGAACCACAAUGGCAGCGAAGGCAGCAUUACCCCUGCAGAUGUUUGGCCGGCGUCUCGUCCAGCCGAGGUCAUCGGUCACGGCCCAGAAUGUGAGCGCCCUUCGUCUGUCCCACCAGCGCCUGUACAGCACAGAAAAGCAGCCCGAGGAGGCGGCGGCGGAGCAGAAGACGCCCGCAACCCCGCCAGAAGUGGAGAAGCUCACCAAGGACCUGGCCGCCGCCAAGGAACAGAACGCCGAGCUCCUCGACAAGUACAAGCGGUCCCUCGCCGACAGCGAAAACAUGCGCAACCGACUGAACAAGCAGAUCAGCGACGCCAAGAUCUUCGGCAUCCAGAGCUUCUGCAAGGACCUGCUCGAGGUGGCGGACACCCUGGGACAUGCCACGCAGGCGGUGCCCAAGGAUAAGCUCAACGGCAACGCUGAUUUGAAAAACCUGUACGAGGGUCUAACCAUGACACGCGCCUCGUUGCUGCAAGUGUUCAAGCGACAUGGUCUGGAACCGCUGGACCCCAUCAACCAGAAGUUCGACCCCAACCAGCACGAGGCUCUGUUCCAGAAGGAGGACAAGACCGUCGAAGCCAACACCGUGGUGGAGGUCACCAAGCUGGGCUACAAACUUCACGAGCGUUGCAUACGACCCGCCUUGGUGGGCGUGUCCAAGUGUUGAUAGCCAAGCUGCUGCCCAGCGGAGUGCGAAAUUCCCGGUCCCCCAAUUCCCCAAAAGCAACCUCCCAUUUACAUGGUGUCGCUCUCAGUCGUUUGCAAUUUGUUUUCUGCUGCAAAAUUAUUGUACGUAAACCCCGUGUAAAUACAACCUACCCUCAAAUGCAUCUUUUGGGCAGCGCUUGCGAAUUUAAAAUUCCUCCUAGUUUCUAAGAAAUGUGACUGGAUUUGAUGGCUACAGUUUGUACCACACGCGUUGCCAUCAAGUGUUCCAAUUUAAGGUUUAAUUACGAUAAUAAAAACGUGUUAGUUUGUUGAAA